AUGGGGGUUGCUGAAAGGCCAGCCUUGUCUUGGGAUGUAUCCAGAACAGCCAUUGCUAACCUUCCAGCCAAAGGACUGGAAAGUCUUAAAGAACUAAUGGCCAAAAAUACAUGGACUUUAAAGAAAUUACCAGCUGUAAAGAUAUUUCUUCAGCUAAUGCGAGCUGACCUAUCAUAUCCAAGUCACUGCUGUGCUUUUAAGAACUGGAAAAAAACCAGUGGAAUCCUGGAGUACCUGAUGUGUAACCAGAGCAGCACUCACAGCUUCCGUAAGCGAAGAUCAGUCAAAGCUCUCACAGGUCCAUUUUACAAAGAUUAUGCAGAAGAAUACACAGACCACACCGAUACUAUGUAUGACAAAAACACCAAGUUCACGAAUUUUCAUGACAAUCCCCAUUACUACAUUUUUUUGGAAGAGCACAGAGAAGGAAAUCUUGGGUUUGGCCAAGAGCUCAAGAACCCUCAAAUGGAAGAAGUCCAGACCUUUGACAGUCAUUAUGACUAUCCUGUCUGCGGAGGGAAUGAAGACGUAAUAUGCACUCCAGAGCCCGAUGAGUUUAAUCCCUGUGAGGAUAUAAUGGGAUAUCAAUUUCUCAGGAUCGUGGUUUGGUUUGUGAACCUGCUGGCCAUCCUAGGUAACAUUUUUGUCCUUUUCAUCCUUCUCACCAGCCAUUAUAAACUGAGCGUACCACGCUUUCUGAUGUGUAACCUAGCCUUUGCUGAUUUUUGCAUGGGGUUAUACCUCCUCCUGAUUGCUUCAGUGGAUCUCUACACCAGGUCAGAGUACUAUAACCACGCUAUUGAGUGGCAGACCGGGCCUGGUUGCAACACAGCUGGCUUUUUCACGGUCUUUGCUAGUGAACUUUCUGUAUACACACUGACUGUGAUCACCCUGGAGCGCUGGUACGCCAUCACAUUUGCCAUGCGCCCAGAUCGAAAGAUUCGCCUCCGGCACGCCUUGGUUAUCAUGCUGGGAGGGUGGCUUUCCUGCUUUCUUCUUGCCCUUUUGCCACUGGUUGGUGUCAGCAGCUAUAGCAAAGUCAGCAUCUGCUUGCCUAUGGACACUGAAACACCAGUGGCUGAAGCCUAUGUUGUCUUCGUUCUAAUAUGUAACAUUAUUGCUUUUGUCAUCAUCUGUGCCUGCUACAUAAAAAUCUAUGUAACUGUGCGAAACCCUCAGUACAAGUCAGGAGACAAGGACACCAAAAUUGCCAAGCGGAUGGCUGUGUUGAUUUUCACAGACUUUCUGUGCAUGGCUCCCAUCUCUUUCCAUGCUUUAUCUGCCAUUGUGAACAAACCAUUGAUAACUGUCACCAAUUCCAAGAUUUUGCUGGUACUCUUCUACCCACUCAAUUCCUGUGCCAACCCCUUUCUUUAUGCUAUUUUCACCAAAGCUUUCCGAAGAGAUGUGUUUAUCCUGCUAAGCAAGUUUGGUCUAUGUGAGCAUCAAGCUCAAGUCUACAGAGGUCAGACGAUCUCAGUCAAAAACAGCAGUGGCUCUUACGGGCAGAGAGCCAGCCGAGGGGUAGGUCAGAUUCUUACAAGCAUUCCAGACCCGGUCAAUGAUUACCCUCCCACCAUGACAACGCAGAACCAGAUUCUCAUGGAAGAAUGCAAGCAGACGGAGCUGUGA
Molecule: messenger RNA, 1632 nt
Organism: Apaloderma vittatum (bar-tailed trogon)
Lineage: Eukaryota; Metazoa; Chordata; Aves; Trogoniformes; Trogonidae
Gene: TSHR
Product: thyroid stimulating hormone receptor
Exons: 3
Coding region: 1-1632 (543 amino acids)
Biological process (GO): G protein-coupled receptor signaling pathway
Cellular component (GO): membrane
Molecular function (GO): thyroid-stimulating hormone receptor activity
Source: RefSeq, a predicted model, not a curated record